Botrytis deweyae is the source of this 957-nucleotide messenger RNA. RefSeq lists its product as uncharacterized. The record is from RefSeq and is a predicted model, not a curated record. NCBI's taxonomy places the organism in Eukaryota, Fungi, Ascomycota, Leotiomycetes, Helotiales, Sclerotiniaceae. The transcript is spliced from 2 exons. Gene Ontology annotation, molecular function: protein binding. Bases 1 to 957 code for a protein of 318 amino acids.
AUGACUUCGACAUCGGCCGCAGGUCAUAGACUUGAUCCUAUUCAAACCACAAACUUUUCAUUAAAUACCGCUCCAGUCGAGAUGGAUGAUCUUGAUACUUCGAAAAAUUCAAAAGCUGUCUCAGGAACGUCGGGUCUAUUAAAUGAUAUCUCGAUUCCGGAAACAUCGCCAAUAACAUCCGAUUAUCCAUCCUAUCCAUCCAAAUCCUCAGCUUUACCCACAACAACAACAAAAACAACAAAUACGACGACAGAGAUGGUGGACUCAUCAAAACAAAAUGCCUCUGUUGGGCAUGCUGGUUCGACAUCACAAGAAGCAUUGACUGCACGACCCGUUACGAACGAAGAAACCUCAUCUAUUGAUCCUGCGCCUGCGCCGCCACCAAUAAUGUCGAAAAGCGAAGGUAAAGCCCCUGCCACCGAAUCACCCCCCGACGCUCAAGAAUCUUCAACUUCGCGACCACGAAUGAAUUCAGAAGCUAUCGGUCCCUCUAUUGAGAUCACCAAAACGCCACCACCACCUGCUGAUGGAGGGCCCAGAAUCUUGAUUACCUUGCUACUUACCUCUGGCGCGCGCCAUCCAUAUAAGAUCGAUGAGAAAUAUCUGACCAAACGCUCUGUUGCGGUACCCGGGGUUACUGAAAAUGGAAAGAAGGAUCCUCUUACCAUCAGUGUAUAUACGCUCAAGGAGUUGAUAUUAAGGGAAUGGAGAGACGAAUGGGAAGCAAAGCCGAGUAGUCCAAGUAGUAUACGAUUGAUAUUCUUUGGGAGGCUGUUGGAUGAUAAGGACCCUUUGAAAGCAUGUAAAUUCAAUCCCGAAACAUCAAAUGUGGUACAUAUGACUAUCAGACCCCAGGAUAUAGUCGACGAGGAAGAUGCAUCAAAAGCGAAGUCGAUGGGCCGAGGAAGAGGAGAAGAUGGUGAAAGCACGGCUGGAUGCAGAUGUGUUAUUCUCUGA